Messenger RNA from Papilio machaon (common yellow swallowtail), 1002 nucleotides. RefSeq names its product protein canopy 4 (gene CNPYb). Bases 254 to 916 code for a protein of 220 amino acids. The transcript has a single exon. Gene Ontology annotation, cellular component: endomembrane system. Gene Ontology annotation, molecular function: signaling receptor binding. The record is from RefSeq and is a predicted model, not a curated record. Lineage: Eukaryota; Metazoa; Arthropoda; Insecta; Lepidoptera; Papilionidae.
UAAACAGUCAUGUUUUAUUCUGUGACAUAAGAAGAAUUACGUUUCUGUCAUUGUCAACUGUCAAAUUUGUUAAACAUCGAAAUUGAUCGUAGAUUUGGAAUUGGUGAAUUGAAACACCCAAGAAACACGAACGAAACAUCCAUUGGUUGGUCGAGGUUGGAGGAUUUCUUAUAAUUGGUCUAGUUAGGCGACUACCGUCCACCGGCAAUAUUUGCUUUUUUCGAUUUAAACACAGUUUCGGACGGUUUACACGAUGUUUUUUAAAGGGCUUAUAUUCUUAACAAUAUUUUAUUCAGCAAAUAUUUUAUGUAGCCAAGAUAUAGACGUGAAGACAGAAGAAGAUGUGGGCGUGAAGUAUGCCAAUAGAUGUGAAGUUUGCAAAGUACUUGCAACAGAACUACAAGGGAGGCUAGAAGAAACCGGCAAAGUGCACGACGUUAUAGAAAUUGGAUACUCAUUGGAUGAUGUGCAGCCAAAGAAAAAAACUAAGUACGAAAAAUCAGAAUUAAGGCUAAUCGAAUCUUUAGAGGGAGUGUGUGAGAGGAUUCUAGAAUAUAAUAUACAUAAAGAGAGACAAGACAGCACUCGGUUCGCUAAAGGUAUGAGCCAAACAUUUCAAACUCUUCAUGGACUCGUAGACAAAGGGGUAAAAGUGGAUCUUGGCAUACCAUAUGAACUAUGGGAUAAGCCCUCAGCUGAAAUUACUCAUAUGAAAACUCAAUGCGAGAGCCUUUUGGAAGAGAAUGAAUCUGCUAUUGAAGAGUGGUAUUGGAAUCAUCAAGGUAAAACAGAUUUGAAACAUUUCCUUUGCACAAAGAAUGCUUUGAAGAAUACAGAUGACUCUUGUUUGUUUGAAAAGUUAGAACCAAAAUCCAAAGGAGAGAAAGGAAGUAAAUAUGACAAGUCUGAACUUUAACUUUUUGUCUCAAGUCAAUGUAACUUUAUGAUCAAAUACAUUACUUGAUAGUACUGUGAUAAGUGAAUAACUAGAAAUAAUUAUGU